Porites lobata is the source of this 6517-nucleotide messenger RNA. Lineage: Eukaryota; Metazoa; Cnidaria; Anthozoa; Scleractinia; Poritidae. The record is from the annotation of a GenBank genome assembly.
AUGAAUGGACACUGUGUCUGUUCCGAUAUGGCGGGAAAUGGAGAGUACUGUAGAAAACGUAAUGUCUAUUUAAGUAGAAAUUAAUACAUAAUAUAUUUUUUUAAAACAUAACAUGUACACUGCACUGUAAUAUCGUAGGAUAUAAAUAUUGUCUAUUUGGCGAGCUAAUUAGGGAUUUUGAAAUAGCCGAUGGGUAGGUGACAACAUGCCCUGUCCCUGAUGGUCUUGUUUAAGUUGCCCCUGUUUAAGGUAGAGAAUGUUGUAGCCCACAGAGUCGGUGGCAAACUCGUUCUUGGAGGCUUCGAUCCGUUUGGUCAGCGCACUAAGUAUCCCCGCGCUAAGCCAAAUAAGGCUAUGGCUCUAAUUGGCAGCUUGUUCUCUUGACGGCAGCCAGCAGGUUCUCCUUUGCAUCGUAUAGUGAGACUGAAAAUGCACUCGCAGUUGGCACGUAACUCUAAAUCUGCCUAUCUGUACAACCAAGUAGUAUUUGCGCUCAUUACUAAUCUACUUUUAAAUUUUUUCUUGUCCCAUUACAACCAGAAUGGCUGCCUUGCGUUAAAAAUUGGUGCGGUUUAAAUGAUCAUUGUGCGAUGGAUCCCAUUCACCCACAGCAUCACUGGUGUUUAUGUAGAAUCGGAACUGAUGAACACGGAAAUUGCGUAGGUGAGCAAUGUCUAAUUUAUUCAACAAUUCACUUCUUUAAGAAACAGUCCAUGGGCAACCAUGUUGGAAUGAAAAAAGGGUUUUUUCUAUUGACCGCCUGCGUUGGCUUAAACAGCUUCGUUAACAAAACUUCAUAAAGCAGUACAUGUUCGGCCAAAAAUGGGUUUGAAUAACAAACAAGCAGCGACCGAAACCGGAAACUUGUGAUUUGAAAAGCCUUUGGCACCCACCCUUUCAAUGUCAGUUUAAAUUCAACAAUUCACUUGUCUUUAUAGUGGUCAAUGGCUUUGUUGUUGUUGUUUUUGCGAAAAUUUUCCUCGCAUCCCUUUCUCUAAGAAUUUAGUAGACUGUCUUUUGAUCAAUUUCUAGAUAUAUAAAUUUCAAGAAAUUAAGCCACUGCCAAAACGCCUGGCUAUACUCUUGGAGUUUAUUCGCAAUAUGUGCCUAGAAAUUACUUGAUCUCCUGAGAUUCAAGGGAUUUCGACUUAAAGAAAAGGCUUUCCGACAGUCCGAGGUUAUGCGCGCGUGUGACCAUCGAUCGGUGUUUAUGACCUGGUUGGUUCUCCACUGUGUCGGAUUGCACUAUAUUGUUUUAGGGACGCUGUAUAUUGCGAGACUACGAAUGCAAGAGACUGGGUUAAACUUCACGACCGAAACAGUCGCACAUUGCAAUUGGACAAAAACAAUGACACACUGCGCACGCGCAACUUAAAAAUUUUGCAUUGGUAAACUAAAUUUUCCGUCCUGUUUCACAGAAUGCUUCUCAGACGGUCACUGUGGAAGCAUUAAUGGAAGGUGUAUAAGAAAUAAAUGCCACUGCCAAGAUGAACUCAUUUUGAGUCAUAGUCGCUGCAUUCAGAAUAGUAAGUCAAAAUGUCACCCUGCUCACUCUGCCUUACAUUCAGUAAUUUACGCAUUUUUGUGUGUUUAUGUAUAGCUUAAAACACUUACCGCUAAAUCAGAUUGUCGCUGUGUCAUCUAUUGCGGAUUAAUGCAAAGAAAGUUGUUUCAUGAUACAUUCGCCACUUUAGAAACGAGAAAGAAACUAAGUGCAGUUAACUGUCGCAAAGACACCUUGGACUGUUAUUAAUGAUAGGGAAAAAAUUGGCCAAUAGCUGACCGGCGUGUCCCGACCAACUAUCCCAGAAAAAAUUGCGGGACACAUUUUUAGUUUCGGCACCAGUCCCCUUAUCGUUUCCUUAGAGGUGAUUUUUUUCUGUGAUAUAAUUUUCGGUUUAAUCCAUACACUGCAUGCGCACAUACAUUUAACCAUUCAGUAUGUCGUGGUUUCUGAUUGAUGCGCUUUCGUGAAUUGCGUAGGUCGGUGAGUUCUUAGAAACUCACAAGUUUCCAUCAAAUCAUUGAAUCAUGACACGACUCACUGCUUUCAACAGUUGCUGCACACAGUUACGAUGUGAUCAUCAUAAAAAUGUCAGAACACAACAGUACUUUGCUUGGAUCUUGGUCAUACAUCGUUUCAUGCAAGCGAUAAGCUCGCAUAGCUUGUUGGCGGUCUUCCGAUGCAGUCGUCUUCAGCCGGAAAUCAUUUCAUAAAAAAGCCGGCAAAAAUGAGUCAAGUACUUGAACAAACAAAGGCUAAACGAUAAUAAUCUUUGUAUAGCUAAAUCAUUCGCAACUAUUUUUUAAACCUGGCCAGGAGCCUAGGCUCCUGACUCUUGCUGACUUGUCCUGACUCUUGCAGACCUUGCAGGAAAACGCUUUAUGGCGCAGUGUUUUGCAUUAGGCAUUGUGCACAACACAGGAUGUGGGUACUCUCCUUUUUUCUGAGCCACGGUGCUUCUUGUUGUCCUCGAAUUUUUAUUUUUAAAUAAUCUCUUGCAGAACACCGUCCGGUGUGUAAGAAAGACAAUCAUUGUCACCCUAAAGCUAAAUGCGAAGAUGGGAGGUGUAUGUGCCAAGGAAGAACUGUUGGCAAUGGGGAAUACUGUCGUGGUAUGUUACUCUACAAAUAUCAGCACUGAAGCACACGUACCAACUCCGCGGUUAACUCCGCGGAAUGGCCAGUACCUUACGCAUGCGCACAACCAUACCUACAUACGUAACGCGGGAAUUUUUCGCACUCAGCCGUAUUGCUAUCUUAAAGAGUGUGUGAAUGGCAAAGUAGUCAAAGGAUAGUUUCACGAAGUAUACCAUUUAGACGUCUUCAUUUUAAAAAGCUAUAUUAUUUUGAAAUCGAAUAUUUAUGAAUUUAUUUCUCAAUUUUGUGUUUUAGAUGCAAAGGACUGUCCGAAGAACUGGUUGGGCAUGUGUAAGAAGUUUGGUGACUUUGGUGAAUGCGUCGGAGAACCGCUGAAUCCACUGGGAAAUGGUCAUUGCAAGUGUUACAAAGGAUAUUACGAUCUUUUCCCCAGGGGAUGUGUAGGUAGGGCCCAGUCCCUCUUCCAUCUUUCUCAUCCUCUGGUAAUCUCUUCCCCAGAUCUUACUUACAAAGCCUUAAGUCCUGCUUAAGACAGACACCGGUGUGAUGUGGGUACGGGAUGACGAUAUAUCUUAAUUAACGCUGUGGAAGGUUGAACCAAGGAGUCAUUUCACAAGUAUAAGUAGGUUGAGUACGAUCGUCCGGGUAAAUGGUGACUUACGUUUCAUUGGUGCGGUAGUCAUCUUUAGAGUCAAAGUGAGUUGUAUCACGUCAGUUAAUGAUAUUAAACUCUGGUUAUUGACAUGAUUGCUCAACUAAGUCGCGAUUUCAUUGGUCGUCUGUCAGUUAAGCCUGAUGUCAUUGGCUAUGAAGACUCGUAAGCUCAUUGGUACGGUUCGAUCCGUCUAUUGUCUUAGUUAAACAGUCGUCUACUGUUGGUCAAAUUGUCAGUUGUCCAUUCGUCCUCUCGUAGUUAGUUUUACUUGAUUCCGUCAAUAAGUCGUUUUUACGAUGCCGGUAACUGUCGACUACGAUUCAGUGGCGUAGUUGAUUGCCGCUUUUCCUUCGUUCGAUUCUUUAGAAUGUCAAAAAAGCGAGGAAUGUGCUACCAAUGCAUAUUGUGACUGGUUUGCUUGCAAGUGCAAAGAUGAGCUUAUAAAGAAUGGAAAAGAAGGGGAAUUAACUUUAAAACAGUUUCUUUAUCAAAAACAUGUCGCUUUGUGUUGACCGAAGGUAAAGAACAUAUGAGAAUUAGUGGGUUAGUUUUAUUCUCUAGGGAGAAAGGUUCAACCAAUCAUUAUUGGUCAUGGCUUGUCCAUUAAACCCAAACGAUUCCUGAAAUCCUUGCGGCGAAGGCUUGUACCCAUUCUCCUUAAAGAGCAAGUGGGGAAUACUCAGGCGCGGAUCUAGGAUAAAUACUGACCGAUUUUCUAAACAAGCGUCGAGGGCGCAAGCUUCUAGAGAGGUCCGGGGGAUGCACCACAGUGAAAUUUCUUUGAUUUCAACUUCCUAAAGUCACCUUAAGUUUCCUGGGUUUUUGAGUCAUUCAGACAGGAUAUUGGCCAGAUUUUAAUUUAAUUUUUUUUGUGUGAAAAAUAUACUUAUUUAUGAAAAGUCUGACCGAUGCUGAUUAAUGCAUGCACGAGUUUAAGACGAAAAGUUUCCAAUUUUAUUCAAAUCAAUCUCUUUAAAUCUUCGAAAUAUUUACCAAUUACGUGCUUACUUCAACUCGGUACAGAAAAAUCAGACAUCAAUAACUCGGAGAAUCAUUUGUCUUGACACAGCCCCUGUGCAAAAAUGUAAACAGGCCAGUGAAUGCCAUCCCAAAGCCAAGUGUUUCUUUGGAAAUUGCAUCUGCCAAGGAAGUACAACAGGCAAUGGCAAAUUCUGCAGAGGUGAGUAAAGCCUGGUGGCAUCAUUAGCCUGUGAUCAAGCUCUCUAAUUAUUGCUAGUGAAGCGAGCAGCGAAAGAACGCGCGAGCGAGCGGCUUUCCCCACGCCGCCGUUGGCACUCGCGUCCCCUUUCGCGCGCGACUCUCGCGACUCCCCCAAAUGGACAGCUUACUGGCGGGCUAGAUAUUUGUUCGGAUCGUUUCGACAGUUACAGUCAUUUCAUAUAAACGUUUGACACCUUUCAAACGUAACGAUCGGCUAGUCUCUAUUUUUGCUCUACUGGCACCCUCACAAGCGACAUCGCGGCUGUGCCGUUCACCGCUCGAAUAUAGGGCUGUUUUUCUGUUUCUUUCCUUCGAUUUGAGACCAGUUUAGGGGAUUUUUUAGUCCAAGGGUGGCAAGGGUGAGGUCGAUCAGUUUUUUGGCAAGUGGACGCAAUAUACACACCCGCUACUAUGCAAUAACUGUGUAAGGCUAUAUAGGGCAAGACAUGACCUUAAUUAUCUGUUCGUAAAACUCUCUCUUUUUCUUGACAGAUGCUGUGCCAUGUUCUAACGCUACUCUGUUAUUGUGUGGAGGAAAAGCUUCAUGUCUGGCCGAUCCACUUCUGCCUCAAAUUCCUAUUUGCAGGUGCCAUAAAGGCUUUAGACUGUCUAAGAAAAAAACGUGUGAAGGUAGGAUACUGAAUAAAUGAAACCUGUAGGCUUUCUAGUCGUCUGGGAUAAGGACGAUAAAUUUUAAGCCCUGUCUCACAACCCUUGCACAUGCAAUAAACUCUGUGGGAUGUCAUAGAACCGACAAACUGUUAUUAGAGUAUAUAGAAGAGGUGUCCCUGGUGUGGUGGUCUCAGGGUGGUCUAUCUCAAAUUUACACUCACGUUAGGGGAAGUACAUAAUUCAAUACUUCUGUUGGUUACUUGUAAACUUCAGCACGAGCAAUCUGGCAAACUUCCUCCAACCAAUGUUGUAAAUUAUCCCUAAAAAGCCCUGAGGUCAAUGGAUAAUAACAUAUUUACUAUUUCUAAUUACUAACCUAGCCACAGCUGCGCCACAGCGAUUCUAAUGCCAGAUUAUCUCACUUGUUGGAUCACCACUUUGCUGCCAGACUCAUUCCACCGUCCGUUCAUCAUCCUAUGACACUUAACCGCACCGACAUUUCAUCAUUUUGGCCUUUUGCCAGUAAAGAAGUGUAGGACUCAAUUUUUCCAUAAUUCACGGAGGGCUGAACUGUAUGGAUGAAACGACAUUUGUUUUUACGUCUCAGAUAUCGAUGAGUGCAAAACCUUGAAGGCAAGAUGUGGAAAUCGUUGUCGAAACACAAUUGGUUCAUACUAUUGCGACAAGUGUCCUCGAGGAUUCACCGAGGGACGGGAUGGAGUAUGUAUAGGUCAGUUGCGGCCUUAUGAGCUCCCUGAAUAUCAUUUCACAAUAUAGAAAAAAUUCUCCCAUUAUUUUCCAGAACAAUCAGUGUCUUUGGCAGCCCAUUUUCAUACCUGAAACAAAUUAACUCAAACCUGAUUUUUUUAAUUGACACGUACUACUAGAAAAAAGAAAGGUUUACACAGUUUGGAAAAAGAAGAUGUUUUUUUAGCCUUCUCUUGACACUCCAGAAACUGGAGUUCAAGAGACUGGGUUCUUGCUUUUGUCAUCUUCGUCCUCAGGCCCCCGGCCUCUUCACUUCAUCCCCGCUGGAUUGAAGAAGAGAGGCACUGGGGAUGAAAAAGAAAGGUUAUGAGAACAUUUUAAAAACUGCAUCAUGACCAACUGACUGGACACGAGUUGAUGGCUGCUAUCCAAAAUAAACUUUGCCAAAUGCCGAUGUUUUUUCUGCGCAAAGUUUCGCCCUAACUCCAAAAUGAGCGGCGAGCAGAGCUAGCAGAGCAUCGUUUAAAUAUCUUUUUAUGAUAUGAACUGCUCUCCAUUCACUCAAACUAUCUUUUAACCCGUCAGCCUCAGACGAAUGUGAUUGCGAAGAGAAUGAAGAGUGUUAUGAAGGUGACUGCUACUGUGCUGAGGGCUACGACAGAGAUGAGUUUGGAAAAUGUGUCUCUAUGGAUAACGGUGAGAGCUUCCGUUAACUUCUG